UCUGCUGGGGCUGCAUUUUCCCAGGGCUCAAUCAUGAGUAACCCUAUAGUUGGACUAAUGUUGGGUGUUCUGGUGACAGUAUUAGUUCAGAGCUCCUCUACUUCUACUAGUAUCAUAGUCGCUAUGAUCGCCGCCGGCAUAUUGGAGUUGACUCCAGCAAUAAACAUAAUCAUGGGGGCAAACAUUGGGACAACAGUGACGAAUACAAUUGUCAGUAUGGGACAAUCAAUGGACAGGAAACAAUUCCGUAGAUCCUUUGCAGGAGCGACAGUUCACGACUGCUUCAACUGGCUGUGUGUUGCAGUGUUCCUCCCAUUGGAAGCUCUCUUCCAUCCGAUAAGGUUUCUCAGCGAGAUUAUAGUGAAAGGUGUGGGCAAAUCUUCUGGAGAAAACCAAGAUUUCAUCAAAAUCAUCACGAAACCCUUCACGGAUAAGGUUAUCAGAAUGAACAUCAAGAAAGUUCUGGCGGAAGUCACAAAGGUUUGUCUUCUUGGUAUUGUGUUAUCUUUCCCCAAAGUACAAUAUUUGUCAUUUGUCGUCUCCCAACAACAUGAUUAG
Bolinopsis microptera is the source of this 558-nucleotide messenger RNA. Its product is annotated as sodium-dependent phosphate transport protein 2B-like. Gene Ontology annotation, molecular function: sodium:phosphate symporter activity. The record is from RefSeq and is a predicted model, not a curated record. The transcript is spliced from 4 exons. Gene Ontology annotation, biological process: sodium-dependent phosphate transport. Bases 34 to 558 code for a protein of 174 amino acids. Gene Ontology annotation, cellular component: membrane. Lineage: Eukaryota; Metazoa; Ctenophora; Tentaculata; Lobata; Bolinopsidae.